Molecule: messenger RNA, 336 nt
Organism: Camellia sinensis
Lineage: Eukaryota; Viridiplantae; Streptophyta; Magnoliopsida; Ericales; Theaceae
Source: RefSeq, a predicted model, not a curated record
AUGGCAAGAACGGAUGAGACAUGCAGAUAUGUAAGAGUUAGUGAACUUUUUGUGUAUGAGAAAUUUAGUAGGGUUGCUGCACAGGCUGUGGAGGCUGGUGAUAUCUGUGCUGUUUGUGGUAUUGAUGAUAUUCAGAUUGGUGAGACAAUUGCUGACAAAAUUUCUGAGAAGCCACUACCUGCCAUUAAGGUGGAAGAACCUACAGUGAAAAUGGCUUUUUCUAUCAAUACUUCACCUUUUGUUGGCCGUGAGGUAUGUUGGUUUGUUUGUUUGGCAUUGGUGGCGGUGGUGGUUGUUAUUGCUGUUGUUGUUAUUGCUGUUGUUGUUAUUGCCUAA